AUGGACCCUACCUGCGGUCCCAGUUGGGCAAGGCUAGCUUCUCUUUUACGAUCAACUCCUCGCUUUUGUGUGAUGGUACAUGCGGCCAAAUUCUAUGCAGGGUUCGGUCAAAAUGAGGCAAGAAAUCCAUAUCCAACUCAUGAAGGAGUUAAAAUUGCACAAGUUCAAAGCUGGAUAAAAGUGCUGACCGUAAAGGAAAAGAGCGGUUGCAGAAGGUCCACCACUAAAGCGGCAACAGUUACGUUGACAGCAGAAUUGAGGUUCAGAGAAGGCAUUUUUUUGCAAAAUCAAGUCCAGACAAGCACAAAACAGAAGAACCGCGGUCCGCACCUGCUUUUGCGCGGCCGCAAAAGUGCAAGCGCUGAGGCGCUCCGUAUUGCGCUGACAGCGGAACCUCUGUACAAAAUGGCAAAUAAUGAUCAUAUUGGAAAUGUUCUCCCGGGGGAGAAGGUAGAUGAUAACGCUGAAGAUGAGUUAGCCAAAGCACAGCCUCAGCAGAUUCAGGGACCAAAGCAAGUAAACACAAUGGAAAGCGUUAAUCUAUUGGUAAACAAGAGGAGACAACAUGGGAAACAAAUAUUGCAAGGGAAUAAUCAGAAUUGGGGAAACCAAGGCCAAGAAAAAUGGAACAAUAACAACAACAAUUCUAACAAAUGGGGGAACAACAACCAGAAUUGGGGUAACAAUAGUAAUUGGGGUGGCAACAACAACCAAAGAAGUUGGAAUAAUGGCAAUCAAGGUAAUCGGGGGCCAGGUUUUCAAAGGCCUCCAAUGUUUCAACAACCAAACAAUCCACCUCCAUUUCCGUCCCAAGGUCCUAGCUUGUCCAAUAAUGAGAUGGGACAGAUUGAGUCAAUGUUUGAGAGAAUGAUGAAGAAGAACGUCGACUCCGAUCCCCAAUUAGAAUCCCAUAAUACUUCUAUCCUCAACCAAGAGGUCCAACUUGGACAGAUUUCACAAGCUUUGAACACUCGCCCUAAGGGGAACUACCUAGUGACACGGUAG
This is a messenger RNA of Nicotiana tabacum (common tobacco), 1005 nucleotides long. The record is from RefSeq and is a predicted model, not a curated record. Lineage: Eukaryota; Viridiplantae; Streptophyta; Magnoliopsida; Solanales; Solanaceae.